UUGCAAAGAGGAAGCAAAUCAACUCAUGAUUAUUCAGUUCAUGAUAAAUGUGUUGCUACAUUUUUCCAACUCGGUUGGAAGGGGCCCAGGAAAGAGAAUUUCAAAUCUGGUCAGUAAUAUUGAGUCAAAGUGAUACCAGGAGAACGCCAAAGUAACGUCCGUCGUGUGACCCCCCUGCAAUGUUGACUUUAAAUGCUGUACACCAGGAAGCGUAGCUCAUACAGUGCAGGAGCACAGGAACACGGAAAACUGAGCCGAGACGCACUUUAUUCUCCCUUUUUUGGGAGGCGGGGAGGGGGGAGAGUGCGAUUGCACUGUACUAGCUGUAGCUAACAAAAUAAUCGUCAGUUUCCUAUGCCUGCUUCUUUCCUCUUGCUGCUUUCAAUGGUAGCUAUCAGAUCCCUGGACUAAAUCAAUGGAAUCCUGAAAUUAUGGCUGCGAAAGAGGAUCUUUAUACCAAAGUCACCCCACGGAGGCAGCGACAGAACCGGCCCGGCACCGUCAAACAUGGAUCUAAUUUGGAUGUGCUUCUGUCCAUGGGUUUUCCAAAAACAAGGGCAUUGAAAGCAUUGGUGUCCACCGGAGGGAGAAGUGUGCAGGCUGCCUGUGACUGGCUGUUCUCCCAUGUGGACGACCCCUUCCUGGACGACCCCCUGCCCAGGGAGUACGUGCUGUACCUGCGGCCCAGCGGACCCCUGCUGCACCAGCUGUCCCACUUCUGGCAGCAGUCCCGCCUCACCUGCGGCAAGAACAAGGCCCACAACAUCUUCCCCCACAUCACUCUCUGCCAGUUCUUCAUGUGUGCGGACGGUAAAGUCGAGGCUCUGUGUGAGGCACUGCAGGCCACGGUGGGGCAGUGGAGAGGCCGAUUCCCCAGCCCCCUGCCCCUGGAGCUCUACACCUCCUCUAACUUCAUUGGCCUGUUCGUGGAGGAGCAGGUGGCCGAGGUGCUCAAGACCUUCGCUGCGGACUUCUCCACGGAGGCCGCUGCUAAAGCAGAUGUCCAUGUGGAGCCACAUAAGAAACAGCUCCAUGUGACCUUGGCCUACCACUUCCAACCCGAUCACCUGCCGACCUUAGAGAAACUGGCCAAGAGCGUCGACGUUUCGAUGGGCUGUGAUUGGCUAGCUGUGCUGUUCUCCCGUGACAUCCGAUUUGCCAAUCAUGAGACGCUGCGGGUGAUGUACCCCUACGCACCCCAGAACGAGGACGAGCUGGAGCUGGUCCCGGGGGACUUCAUCUUCAUGUCUCCGGUGGAGCAGAACAGCACCAGCGAGGGCUGGGUUUACGGGACCUCCCUCAGCACCGGGCUGUCCGGCCUGCUGCCUGAGAACUACAUCAGCCGAGCCGACGAGUGCGACACCUGGGUCUUCCACGGGUCCCAUUCCUUCCUCAGCUGUGCCUCCCCCUCGGGCUCCGGGGGCGCCGUGGGCGGGGUGUGUGACGGGCUGCUGGACGACCGUUUCCUAGACGACCGGAGCCCUGGGGACCCCUCCUCCAUUAAUGUCAUGUGCCAGCCCAUGCAGGUACUACGGGUCAACAGCCAAUCACGGCUGCCUAAGCGGACCUUGUUUGUCUGUCGCCAUGGUGAGAGGAUGGAUGUGGUGUUUGGGAAACACUGGCUGUCCCAGUGCUUUGAUGCCAAAGGUCGAUACAUGCGCACCAACCUCAACAUGCCGCCCAGCCUGCCCGCGCGGAGCGGGGGUUACCGGGACUACGACAAGGACGGGCCCAUCACCGUGUUCGGAGCCACGCAGGCCCGGCUCGUGGGAGAAGCCCUGCUGGAGAGCAACACAGUGAUUGACUUUGUGUACAGCUCGCCCUCCCUCCGCUGUGUUCAGACGGCUCACAACAUCCUGAGAGGACUCCAGCAGGACGGGAAGAUUAAAAUUAAGGUGGAGCCGGGCUUAUUUGAAUGGACCAAGUGGGUUUCGGGCACGUCUUUGCCUGCCUGGAUCCCCCCCGCUGACCUGGCAGCAGCCAACCUCAGCGUGGACACAACGUACAGACCUCACAUCCCCAUUAGCAAGUUGGCAGUGUCAGAGUCCUAUGACACUUACAUUAGCAGGAGCUUUCAGGUGACCAGGGAGAUUCUGACCGACUGUAAAAACAUGGGGAACAACGUCCUCGUCGUGGCGCACGCCUCCUCGCUGGAGGCCUGCACACGCCAGAUGCAGGGCCUCUCGCCCCAGAACUCCAAGGACUUUGUCCAAGUGGUUAGAAAGAUCCCCUACCUUGGUUUCUGUGCGUGCGAGGAGCAGGGCGAGACGGGGGUGUGGCAGCUGGUGGACCCGCCCAUCCUCCCCCUGACGCACGGCCCCAACCACAGCUUCAACUGGAGAGAGACCCUGCUGCAGGACUGAGCCAAUUAGCAACCUCCCCUCUUCCUCUCUGAAACCCUGUCCGCUUAAGCAGCCCAACAGCCACCCACACCUCCAAAUACCGACCUACUUACCCCCUAAACCAAACCCCCAACUCCACCCUCUCCAUCUUCCAUCACAUUCAAAUUGCAUGUAUAUCACCCUCAAAUCUAGCUUUUAGGCCUAAAAGUAUAUGUGGUAUAUAUACACAUAUAUAUCUAUACUUGUACAAACUUGCGCUAAUCUAGCUGUGCGUAUAAAAACAGUGAAAGCGAGGCCUGCUGGUGCAGCAGGACCGUCUCUCUGCUGACAGAAUGCACAUCCCUGGGUGCUCAAAGAGGGCAGGAGGCUGAACCCUACUCUGUCGGCAGCCUGGUUUCCAUGGCUGUCACCUAGCAAUGAAUGACCACAUUCCGCCUCGCUGGAGAAUUGCUGGAUGACGUUGAACAAGUUGCCAAUACGAAAUGAGUGUGAUUUUGGGAACAGCCCAGGGUUAGGUGGGGUGCGGUUGGUCUCUGUCUGGGGGAGCCAGCGCCUGGCGAAGCACAGCUCUCUCUCUCUCUCUCGGUUUAUCCAGCUUGUUUUCUCAUGCGACGCUCCGGUUCCUCUGCGGCUUCUGCGCUCAUCUCAGCCGGAAGUGUAGGCUUGGCUUCCGCCGCCGCCGCCACCGCCGCCGCUCGCUGAUAAAAAAGACAGGUGCCGAAGCUCGGCUCUCUCACUGUGGCGAAAUGCGAAAUCGCCCUCCCCACAGACCCAUCCCCUCCCCACAGACUCAUCCCCUCCCCACAGACUCAUCCCCUGCCCACAGACUCAUCCCCUCCCCACAGACUCAUCCCCUGCCCACAGACUCAUCCCCUGCCCACAGACUCAUCCCCUGCCCACAGACUCAUCCCCUCCCCACAGACUCAUCCCCUGCCCACAGACUCAUCCCCUCCCCACAGACUCAUCCCCUGCCGUGAUUAGCGUAAAGGUGUGAAAAGCACAAAGCCAACUCCUGACAAUCCAACAAACCCAGCUAACACAAAAUGUUCUCACAAUGUUACUUGAAUAUUUUGUCAAUGUAAUAACAUUGCCACUACAUGGCAGCAACAUUGUGAGAACGUUUUGUGUUAGUUGGGAAAGGUAAAGACCUGUUCAGAUCAAGGUCCUUGGCUGGCCAGUCUGAUUUUAGAACAUUCUCAGAAGAGAUUCCAUUCAGUGUGAAUGACCAAGUUUUAGGAUGUUUACUGAUGUCCAGUGUCAAAGGUGUGACGGAUCCCCUUAGCCAGCUUGUAACUUGUAACGGAAACAGUCAUUUAAUUUGUUAAGCAUCAUUUUGAUGUGGACUGUGUAGCAUUUACUUGGAAACAUUCAAAGAUUUUUUUGGAAAAAAAAUGCCGUUCCAUCUUGCCUGAUGUCUCAGAUUUGAUCUGAACUGGUCUUCAAGACAAUAGUUUGGUUGAACAUUACAAAACACUAGCUCUGUAGUUAAGUGUGUGUUUGGCUGAGAAAGACAGACACAUACACGUACUCAUACUAGUGCGUGCGUGCAUCCGUGGUUUAGUGCAAGUCCCUGGUAACCUAAAUUUAUUAUGUGUUUAGGAAACUUCAUGAGACACCAUGCACUGUAAUGAUACAAUGUCCACCUUGACAUAUCUACAUAUCAUACACAAAGUAGAACGUGUUCCGUGCACUGACACACACGGUCAUCAUUGAAGUCAUGUUCUUGCCAGAUUGUAUAAAACAGAAUCAGAGAGGUGUGAAAGGGCUCAUGCGUGUUUUUAAGAAAGGAUGCGAAUAGUCACUGUUAAGCUGGGAUGGCGGGGUUUGCUCAGGAUGAAUGAAUUCUACAGCUAUGUCCAUUAGCCAUUCUCUGUCUCAACCACGCUAUAUAACUAAAUUGAAGUGACGGGUUAGGUUAUUGAGAGUCUUAUGAUUGUUUCAGUCUUCCUAUAUAGUGUAUUUUUCUUCUUUUGUGUCCUGGGUUAGGACAUCUCAUAUAGUGUCUCUGUCUCUGACUUUGACUCUUCCUCAUUUGUCUCAGGUACCACAAAUAUCCAUACCUUUUCAACAGUUUCACUGAGCCAUUCUUUUGACUCAAUUUCUUAUUAAAAUCCAGCAUAUUGGGCCUACAUCCUUGGCAGUUUUUUUUUUUUUGUGGUUUUGCGAGAUUAAUUCUGGGCCUGUAUGAAAGAGUCUCAGGGUAGGAAAGUUGAUUGGGAAUCAGUUUUCUGUUUGUCCUGACCUUAUCCAUUCUGAGCUGAAAACAGAACUUGUGCUGGAUCGGCUCUCCCACUCUGAGAUACUUAAAAAUAAAUACGUGCCCGGAUCUCAAAGUAGCAUGUAGCGUCGCUGGUCUUUUCACUGGCCUGUUAAACAGGUCACCAGUUAAUGGUGCAUUUUUCCAUUAGUUGUGACCUUGUUCUUUAAUAAGGAGGCUAAUUUUCUGCAAUCAGUCAAAUAACAUUAAGAGCAGCCCCCUUGAGAAAACUGCUGCAGUGCCUAAUAAAAGUAUAAUUAUUGGGAAAUAAUAGAGAUACUGAAAAAGAUAACUAGAGCCCUGUAUGACCAUAAAAAUAUGCAGGGCAGUUUUGUUGUCAUGGCACGUGACCAAUUGUGGAAAGUUUUCCUAAUUAAUUUGAGCACAGAUUCCAGAACUGUGGAGAAAUUGCAGUUUAUUGUAUUUAGGUUUUUUUUUGUCAGAUAUAUGGAUUUUUAAAAAUCAGUCAGUGAGCAAUUAGCAAACAUUUUCCUCUGCCACGUUUACUUUUUCAGUCUUAGAAGAAGGGGAGCAGGUUGUCACUGUCCUUUGGGUAAGGCUUUAAGAUCAGAUUCUUUAGCACACUUCGUCCUAGGUGCUGGUAGUCAAAACCCCCUGGAAUAUUUUAUCCGUUGAUUUAUAAUAAGUUAUGAAUUACUUUUUUAUGUUUUCAACCUUGGCUGUAGUUUAUUCUCUCACUGUUGAUUCUAGGGAUAAUAUAUACAUAUACGUACUUGUCUCACUUGCUAUUGCCAAACUUCCUCUGCUUGCCAUACUCAACAUAAUCUAUAUGCAAAACUGAGCACCUCAUAGCAUCGGAACGGUCGAAUCGACCGUCUCACAGGGACACUGAUCACACAGGCCUGUUAGAUGCGAAUGGACUCCUUGUCUACAGAAACGGUGUGGGACUCAAUUUGGGAGUUUAUGGAUCAACGUAGACAUUGGAUUGUAAAAAUAAUGGUCGAUGUGCGCGUCGUGUUGAAACAGAUAUGUGUGAACGCAUCAGGAGACACAAUUGCUGUCAGAAGACAAAUUAUCCUGGAUGGGGCAGAGCUAAAUUAGUGCGGCCAAUUAUUUUCCUAUUGUAGAGAGAAACUAUAUUUUGUUUUGUGUCUGUUUGUGUCCAGUUAUAUGCUUUUAUUGCACCUCACACUGGAUAGUUUCAAGAGGAGAUUCAUUCACACUUUAUGGUGCAAUUUAUACAAAUGUUAUAUAAUCUGUGUAACAUAAAUCAUAUGAAAUGGUAUCAAUGAAGUUAUUAUGUAGGUCAUUAUAACUGAUUUAUAUUACAUGGGUGCUCAAGAGUCUGAUUGGAAGUAUAAUCUAUUAUCACUUUGUGAGAUUCUUUUACAAAGAGUAAUCUUGAGGAUUUCAUUUGUUUUCUGUGUAUUAAUCUUCACUUGGCAGUUUAUGGAUAUGUUAAAGCACAUUUGUUUAGCCUUUCUAUAAAUCUAAAGAAUACAAUAAGCAUAAUGCGGUACUAGGCUCUUCUCUCUCAAAGCUGCAGCAGAUUCAAAGAUGUGACCAGUUGAACUCCUUGUCCUACUCUGUCUGAUUUCAUUCCUGUCUUCGGUUUUGAUCGUAUUAUUGUCCUGAAUUAAAAUGUAUGUAAGAAAUGGUUUUAGUACUUUGGAAAUUAUUGUUUGGCCCAUGUGUUAUGGGUAGUCUUUCUUGUUUUCUUGUAAUUAAAAAAAGAACAAACAAAAAAAGAAAAACAAUUUCCUUGUGCUUUAUGAAGUGAGAUGAACUUCUCCAGUGGGCUCGCCAGUGCUUUGCAUGCAUUUUAAUGGAAAUGCACCAUGAGAAAUGGGGAAAAAGUACAAAAAUGCGCUGAUUCAAGGCAAACCCUUUACUUGAACAAGAACAAAUAAAACAAAAUAAGAAGUAAAGUUAAAAUGCUUUAUGUAUUUAAAUUAUUGUUUUAAUUUUUUAUGCAUUUACAAAACAGUGUUUCUAAAGAAUGUGUAUUCUAUUUUGUUGCAAAUGAUUGCCUCAGUAAUUAUUAUGAUUGUUAUAAUUAUUAUAACAACUUACUGCUUUAGAAAUAUAUAAAUUAUGUUUGCAAAUAAAUGUUUUAUUGCCA
Molecule: messenger RNA, 6682 nt
Organism: Anguilla anguilla (European eel)
Lineage: Eukaryota; Metazoa; Chordata; Actinopteri; Anguilliformes; Anguillidae
Product: ubiquitin-associated and SH3 domain-containing protein B-like
Exons: 14
Coding region: 432-2363 (643 amino acids)
Molecular function (GO): protein binding
Source: RefSeq, a predicted model, not a curated record